Eublepharis macularius is the source of this 8292-nucleotide messenger RNA. It is a transcript of the gene SLC6A6, whose product is annotated as solute carrier family 6 member 6. Gene Ontology annotation, cellular component: plasma membrane. Gene Ontology annotation, biological process: sodium ion transmembrane transport; taurine transmembrane transport; neurotransmitter transport. Gene Ontology annotation, molecular function: taurine:sodium symporter activity. Lineage: Eukaryota; Metazoa; Chordata; Lepidosauria; Squamata; Eublepharidae. The transcript has 16 exons. The record is from RefSeq and is a predicted model, not a curated record. The coding region runs from base 252 to 2177 and encodes 641 amino acids.
CCACUCAGCAGGAUGGGUGAUGCUGAACGCUCCCUCAUUAGACAACAGACACGAGAGGUCAGGAAGAAAGCGCUUAUAAAUUACCGUUUCCUCCCUGGCAGCCCGCUUAGUCGCCUUGCCGCUCUCUCCGGGACACGUAGGACAGACCCACGGACAGUUGAGAAACUGGACAGCCACCUGGCCAGGGACGAGCCGCUGCUGCAGGAAGAGAAAAUCCAUUCUGGAGAGACUCUUCUUCAUUGCCUCACCCUAUGGAGGAACCAGCACUGCCCAUCCACAUUGAGGAGGGGACAUACGUUCCGACUGAAAAAAAUAUGGCAACAAAGGAGAAGCUGCAGUGUUUGAAAGAUUUCCAUAAGGAUAUCCUCAAGCCUUCCCCUGGCAAAAGCCCUGGGACACGGCCUGAGGAUGAGGCAGAGGGGAAACCACCACAGCGUGAGAAGUGGGCAAGCAAGAUUGACUUUCUGUUGUCCGUUGCUGGAGGAUUUAUCGGUUUAGGCAAUGUUUGGCGAUUUCCGUAUCUCUGCUAUAAAAAUGGUGGAGGUGCAUUUCUCAUACCUUAUUUCAUUUUUCUUUUCGGGGGAGGUCUUCCUGUGUUUUUUCUGGAGGUGGCACUAGGACAGUAUACCUCCGAAGGAGGAAUUACAUGCUGGGAAAAGAUCUGCCCUAUUUUCACCGGAAUAGGUUAUGCUUCCAUAGUGAUUGUGUCGCUUUUGAAUGUGUAUUACAUCGUCAUCCUGGCUUGGGGACUGUACUAUCUGUUCCAGUCUUUUACGAGUGUCCUGCCCUGGUCCCACUGUCACCACAAGUGGAACUCCGAUUCCUGUGUGGAAGACACUCUCAGGAAGAACAAAACACUCUGGUUGUCUAUGAAUGUCACCAACUUCACAUCUCCUGUCACAGAGUUUUGGGAGCAGAAUGUACUGAGCUUGUCUCCAGGAAUUGAUAAUGUUGGUGUUGUCAAGUGGGACCUGGCUCUGUGUCUCCUCCUCAUCUGGGUGAUAUGUUUCUUCUGCAUUUGGAAAGGUGUCAAGUCCACUGGGAAAGUUGUAUAUGUAACAGCAACAUUCCCAUUCAUCAUGCUUUUUGUACUGUUAAUCCGUGGUGUUACCUUACCUGGAGCUGCAGAAGGCAUCAAGUUUUAUCUUUAUCCUGACAUGACUCGGUUAGCUGAUCCUCAGGUCUGGAUAGAUGCCGGGACACAAAUAUUCUUCUCCUAUGCAAUCUGCUUAGGUGCAAUGACUUCCCUGGGGAGCUACAAUAAAUACAAAUACAACUGCUACAGGGACUGUAUGCUGCUGGGAUGCCUGAACAGUGGUACCAGUUUUGUGUCUGGCUUCGCAAUUUUUUCCGUCCUGGGCUUCAUGGCACAAGAGCAAGGGGUGGACAUUGCUGAGGUGGCAGAGUCAGGUCCAGGACUGGCCUUUAUUGCCUACCCAAAAGCUGUGAGCAUGAUGCCACUACCAACUUUUUGGGCUAUUCUCUUUUUUAUUAUGCUUCUGUUGCUUGGCCUGGAUAGCCAGUUUGUUGAAGUUGAAGGACAGAUCACGUCAUUAGUUGAUCUGUACCCAUCCUUCCUAAGGAAGGGUUACCGACGGGAAAUCUUCAUCGCUAUAGUGUGCUUCCUCAGCUAUCUUUUGGGACUAACUAUGGUGACUGAAGGUGGCAUGUAUGUGUUUCAACUCUUUGACUACUAUGCAGCUAGUGGUGUAUGCCUCUUGUGGGUUGCAUUCUUUGAAUGCAUUGCUGUAGCCUGGGUUUAUGGCGCUGAUAAUAUUUACGAUGCCAUCGAAGAUAUGAUUGGUUAUAGGCCUGGUCCAUGGAUGAAAUGGAGCUGGAUGAUAAUUACACCAGUUCUCUGCAUGGGAUGCUUUAUCUUUUCUUUGGCCAAGUAUACACCGUUGACCUACAACAAGGUGUACAUAUACCCUGACUGGGCAAUUGGCCUGGGCUGGGGUCUUGCCCUCUCUUCUAUGAUCUGCAUCCCACUAGUUAUGGUCAUCCGUAUAAUACGAUCGGAUGGGUCUCUCAUUGAGAGGGUGAAAGCCGUAGCUGCCCCACGCGAAGUGAACCGGUGGGCCAGGGAAUCUGAAAGUGCUGUCCCAUUCUACCCUGCUGGAAUGGCCAACGGGGGACUGAUCAAACCGACUCAUAUCAUCGUGGAGACUAUGAUGUGAGCUCUCUCUAUGAGAGGAAGACACCUGCUUUAAAACUGCCGUUUACUAACCAUAGAAUCUCUCAUAGGACCAGGUUUACAGAGCUUUAUAUUUGCACUAGGUUUAUUUUUAUUUCUCACAGAGAAAGUUAUUUUAUGUGUGUUUUGGUUUUUAUUUUUUAAUAUUUUGUAAAGUAAAUCACAGCAGAUGUCUCUCAUUCUAUUUAGAGGCAGAAUGUUCAUAUCAAAUUAGGCACAUUACAGGAUACUAUUUCUUUUUUUUUUCCAUAUAACAUAUCUAACUCCUAUUCAUCAUGAUUUCUUACCACUUGUGUUGAUUUACUUGCAAGCAAUACACUCACUCACAAACACAGAGGUAGAAAAUAUACAUCUACAAAUCUCAGAUUUCUUUAGGUGCUGGUAUGGUUGGGAACAGGGUAAAAUCUAAAUUUAUUUUUUAAAAGCAUCUCUCAUUGAAAGGAUUUGCUUUUUAAAAAUACAGAUAGCAUGCAUAUGUUAUUUUAAGAAACUGGUAUUCAAAGGUGUAGCAUUAUCUUCCUCUGACUCAAGUGGGGAGAGUUACAACAGGAAAAAGGGUACAUGCUUUUAGGCUUGCUGUGGUCCAUGUUAGGCUAUUUGUGUCUGUGUGUGUACAGUUGGAAAAGCUGCAAUAUUAGGGUGUAAGGUGGGAGCAGUUAGGAACCAAGGGAACAAUCCAAGUGACAGCCAUUUCUGAGUACAGUGCAUGUACAAGGGUAAGCAGCAGAAUUAUUCAUGCUUUGGAGGCAUUUUUUGCCAGAUACUUCCCUUUCUGGGCAACUUUUUAGAUCACAGGAGUCCUUUCCCAAGUCAGCCACGUAGCUAAUAAUCUAACCCUGAAAAGGUUUAUAUGCAUCAGGCUCUAAGAAACUCAGUCAUACAACUGAGUUGCUUCACAAAAUAAUGGAAGACAAGCAUUUCUCUGAAAAGUGCAUGUUACAUUUUUAGACAGGGGCGUGACUUGACAGAUAACAGAUAAUGACAUGUAGAAAGUGACCCACUUUUCAUAGGCUCCCUGCUGUACUCAAGAUAAACUGAUAUUAACUUGAAUUUUUAGAAUGCUAGAUCAGUGUCAAAGAGCACAUACCAAUGCUGAAUUUACAAAGAAAUGCUGCAAAAGUGCUGUGCGAUCCCAGAAGUUGCUUAAAAAAAUCAAUUUGCCAAAAUUUGUUGUUACCAGGAAAUGCAAAGGAUUGUUGGGUACUGUGAUGAUCCCAACCAGGCCAGGGUCCUAAUUUCACAAUGAGAAUGCCGCUGGAACCACUGCAGGUGAAGUUUUUAGAGCGAGGCACAUUCAGAAGAAGAGAGAUGAUAGUGGCUCUUAAACCGUGAUCUUUAGAAGAGGAAGCACAAGGAGAUGGACUGAGCCACAGAGAGAUUUUAGUUUGGACACGGUGUGAAAGUACUUGAACAAGGUUUCUGUAGGUAAAUUAGAUAUUAAGAACUUUCCCACUUAAUUUCAAAAUAAGGAUUUGCUUCUAGUCAACUCACCUCAGAUUUUGCCAAACCCUCCCCCCCCCCCCCCCCGUUUUCAAUUAUCCUCUGCAUUCUGAGCUGGAUAAACUUUCUAAUCCCUUCUAUAUGGGCAUUGUUCUUGGGAGGUAUCUCCUUCUGAGUGAGUAUUGGUACUAAAUAUAAUAUUGGAAGUAUUAGAGGCCAGAAAUAGCAGCAAAGUUUUCACCUAUAUGUAUAAUUUAUUGCCAGUUUAAUCUGUCGUUGACAGAUACUGUAGUGUAAACUGGAGCCUAGCCAGUAUUUAAACAUUCCUUAAUGCGUGUUUUUUUUAAAUCCCCAGCACAUUGGCUAUGCAUUUGCUUAUUAAAUCAUGUCAGUUUUUAAAAAAUAAAAUGGAAGGGGAUGAAUUCAAAACAAGGACCAAAGCACAGCAGUUUCAACAGACUUGUAUAGUGGAUGUUUCUAUAGUUGGAGACUGCUAUUUAUUGCACGCUUUCAGUAACACGUGUAGCUGAGAUCAGGGUGCCUUUGCUUUCCAGUUACCAUUUUACUAUGAGAUCCGUAAAUCAAACACUGCCAGCAUAUCUGAGGAACAUGCAGUGUCCUCAGCAGCCCCCAGCCCAGUAGAAAUUGCUAUCUAUCUUCCUGCUAAAAAGUCAGUAUGUUAACCAGGAAAAGUAAGGCAGCUGAGAAUAAGUGAUUGUUUCUCUUAAUUUCUACAAGGGCACUGAGGAACAUGUAGUCCAACACCAAAGCAAGGCUGCAAUUUCAUUCAGUGAAAUUUAGGUCACAUGCGUAAUCUUUUGUUCAUGUGAUUAUGGAAUAAGAGCUUAAUAGGGAUUUUAAAAAAUCUGAGCACAAUCAUAAUACCCUUGACUUACCUGGUGCAUGUUGCAAAAGUUUGUUAACAAUAAUGAAAUGAGUUCAGAAUUUUGAAAGCAAUUAGUAAGCCAGGUAUUCAUCUAUGUCAACCAGGAUAUGCUUUGAGCAGACUUUAGUAGAAGAGGGAUUUCUAGAACAAACCAGAGAAUAUCAGCACUGCACCACCUGUAGAGUUCCAACUAAGGCAGAGGAGAACCCAGUCCCAUUUUUAUAAACUGUGCCAUUAGAAUCAUUUGCUUCCUUGUUGAGCAUGAAGAGGUUAAUUAUGCAUGUACACAGUGACCUUAAAAGGUACUCUGGCUAUUUAGAUUUGACUGCAAAAACUAAGUCUGGAUUUAGGGAAAGACACCAUAAAUUACCAUGUAACACAAUCAGAUUCUGUCCCAGUUUACUUUUUUAAGGAGCACAUUUUCACAUCAUAAUUUCUGGAUAAUAGAAUGUGGUAAAUCUGAAUGUCAAUAACAGAUUCUGCCAAAUUAAAGAGGAAGGGGUGGGGGUGGUAGGGGAAUAUUGUAAACAACUGUUUGUAUUUUCUACUUAUUUAUGAUUGCAAAAAAAUGAUUUUUUUUCUAAUUUACUUUGUAGAACUUUGUGACUUAUUUUAGCUGUCAUUUCUAACAGAAGUUAAAUAUUCAGUAUUGUAACAGUUGGUGAACCGGUUUGGAUACUGGGGGUAUGGGUGGGAAUGUGGAAUUAGCUUGAAUGUGUAUUCAAGGAAACACUUUCAUUUUCCAAAAAAGAAGAUGAGGGGAGCACCUUUAAUGCUUUGUGGGUUCCUUCGCUGGUUUGAGCGAAAUCCUGAACUAGUAAGGUACACAGGCCGAUAUCUACUUAAAACCGUUGGGGUGUACACUUAUUUGCAAACACGUUGCAGGAGCUUUUGGAAACAUGCGGAAACAUGCAUUUUGCUCCUAAAAAAAUCUUCCAAACUGUCAACAUUCACUCAUAAUCUAAUUGGACAGUAUCUGUUACUUAUUUUAUGAGCAAUAGUGCAUAUUUGAGUACCCAUACAAAGUAAACAUGCUGAGUUUAUGCCUGUUAUUUAUCUUGCCCAUUUGUAUUUGGAUUCUUGGUCCAGUUCAACCCACAAGGCAGAAUAAGAAUUGGAGUACACAUGUUGUGAGUACUGGCUGAAAACUUGAAUGUUUGCUACCAGAUCUGCAAUAGCUGCAACACUUACAAAGCAGCCCUGGUGGGGGUGGGGGUGAUAGAAGAGAAGUGGCUGGAGGACGGUGGAGCACCAGUACUUCUGGCAGAAGGAAACCACGAAUAAGCAAAAUGAUGAGCACAGCAUUGCCUAUAAAUAAUGGAAGCAACAGUCUUCUUAAAGAGUAAUAUUUACUUUCUACAGUUUGAUCCUACCGAUAAUUACCUGAAAGAAAAUUGCAUUGAAUUUGGUGGUUAAUGUUUCUCGGUAAAUGUGCAUGAAUCUAACUGCUCUGAAGCAUCCAUCUAAAGAAAUAACAAAUAUUUCUGCCUUCUUUACCUUCAGGUCAAUCAUCCAAAGGAUACUGAGCAUAAGUAUAACUUGCUUUGACUUCAAGUUGAAAACAUUUAGUUAACAAUCUCCUUCUCUUUACCGACUUCUGUUGGUAAAAUCUUGUGGUUGCUACAAGCUAAAAACCUAAUACAAAUCAAAAGUGAUUUCUAUGUGCAUGUAGGCUGACAAAACUGCACAGAACAGAUCAAAUAUGAUUUUAAGAACCAUAGCGCUCCCACAGAGAGUGGAAUUGCAAUCUGGGAUUGAAUAACUUUUAAAAACAGUAAUCAACUCCAGAAUCAAACUAGAUUUUUUUUGCUAUAGGAGAGAGUAUAAAAGAAAACACUUCCCCCUUUUUAUACAUACUGAAACUGAACCGCCUUGCCUUGCCUGACUUUUUCAAGAAAUGUUUUUGACAAUAAAAAAAAUCAGGGUAGUAGUGAAGAUAAGAAACAAAUUGAUGCCACCUAUGUGGACUGAAGGCAAGUGGGAUCCAAAUCCUUCCUGGAUUUCACGAGCAGUGCUACUUUGCCAUCAAAUAAAUGGCCCGAAUGUUCAACCACAAUAUCUGAAAACUCCCCUCUCUAGUCAGAGCUGAUAACCUCACUUGCACCACACUAGCAUACUUUGCUAACAACAAAAAGGAGUCUUAAAGUUUAGCAGAUUUAACAUGCCCAUAAGAUUUUUCAGGCUAGAGACCAAUUCAUAUGAAUAUAUAAAUACCUCCUUAUUGGUAGAUAUAAAAUCCAAAAGGGAGGAACUUGACCAAAAAAAAGUCUUUUUGCACUUUAAAAAACUAACAGAUUUAUUGUGGCAUAGGCUUCUGUGGGCUACAGUGUGAUCAGACUUGAGGGUAUUUCACCUGUCUCUGUCUACUUCCACUUGAAAAGCAACCACAGACAGCCUAGGACGCAUUUCAGUCAAACCAAAGCAGUUUGAUUUAAGCCAAUUCUUAUUAAUUCCAAACAUACACACCAGUCAGUAUUUUGUGUAAGACCAAGACCAGUAAAGACAGCCCUUUUUCUUAAGGGCCAAUCCUAGACAGUCUGUCGAGAUAGGAGGAAUAAACCUGCAAGUAACUAAAACUGAAAAAGCAAACCCUCCCCCAAAAAGUUGCAGAAAAAAUCUAUUCUUCAAAACAAUUAUACAUAAACUUAAAUAGUAAUGGCACAAAUGACUAAACCGCUUAAUUCCAAAAUGUCUCAGAAACACAGGCUUAGAUCCACUGGACAAUUUCAUGGAUGGAGAGAUUUCUACCCAUAUAGCCUGACUUUCUCUCCUCUCCCCUAAUGGCAGCCAAAAUGCUGCUCCAAAAUACUGCAUUUUGAGGGGCAUUUUGGGCUGCAGCAGGAGUGGGGUGGUAAAGUCAUGUUCUACAGGCAGAAAAUCCUCUGUGCAGAAAUGCUUUGUGGGGGGGGGGAGUCCACGCCACAGAUCUGCAGCCUUGACCCUAAACAUGAUUACUUGAUACACCAACUUCAAUGUAACAUUCUUUCCAAUAGGUAGGUUUAAGACUGCAGCCUUACUCUGAUUUGCUUUAAUUCAAAGUUCUGUUUAAAAUCUAUCAGAAUAGGGGGGUGGUCCUACUGUUAAGUAGGACCUGAUAAGUUAAUUUAAAAGCUUUUUAUGGAGAAGCUGCCUGCCUGAUUGGUUCCCAAAUGGCCAACUAAUGAUCAGGUGCAGGAAAGCAGUGCAGAAGCUGACAUUUCAGCGCUGACUCUGUCAGUGUGUUUGUGUAACCUGUUUUAAGUAAGACAAAUGUUGGAGGGUAAGAGAAAAAAUUGGCAAGCUGAAAUUGUGCACCAGUGUCUCCACCUCCAUCUGUCCCCAGGUGGUCAGUAUAGUGCUCUGAUAUCUUCACUAUUGUUAAUAGAAUGUUGUUGCUGCUGAAUUAUGCUGUUGUAAUUUUGAAAGGAAUGCACCUCACGGGGCUUCACGGUUAUAAUAUAGUACAGACAACCUCUUUAUUCUGCUGAAAAUAUUGGUGAACGUUUUAAAAUUAUUUAAAUUCACACUUGUGACUACAGUCUGUAGUAAAUAGCUGCGUGGAUUUGAGAGGACAACAGAUGAUCCUCCUUUUAAAAUUUUUAAAGUAAUUUUUAAAGACAUUUUAGACCUGUUGUUGUUUGUCAUUAUUGUUCCAGUAAGGAUUAUUUGUAUAGGAUUAAACAUUUGGAGUGUAUCCUGAAAAUUAGUUUUUUUGUUCGUGUGUAUACAGUAAAUGUUUGUAUUUUGCAGUUUAUCCGUUUUGCAUUUUAGAUAAAGAAAAUGUAUAUUGAUA